Molecule: messenger RNA, 900 nt
Organism: Alosa alosa (allis shad)
Lineage: Eukaryota; Metazoa; Chordata; Actinopteri; Clupeiformes; Clupeidae
Gene: cldn18
Product: claudin 18
Exons: 5
Coding region: 166-900 (244 amino acids)
Biological process (GO): cell adhesion; bicellular tight junction assembly
Cellular component (GO): plasma membrane; bicellular tight junction
Molecular function (GO): structural molecule activity
Source: RefSeq, a predicted model, not a curated record
CAGUGAAAUGGUACCAGGUACACCUAUCUCUGCUUUUCACAUAUCCUCGUUCAGAGCAUGCGCUAUAUCAAUCCACGGAGCAGCCCCACCUAACACAACUUUAGUUUUUCUAGGUCAGCUUCACUGCUGAGAAAUAUUUUUUAAAGAAAAGAGAAAAGACCAAACAUGGCCUCCACCAUCUUACAGACUGGUGCUUUUGUCCUGGGCAUUAUUGGUGUUGCAGCUCUUAUUGCCUCCACUGCCAUGGAUAACUGGAGCAGUCAGGAUCGUCAAGGGGAUGUUGUGACUGCUGUGUACACUUAUAAGGGACUUUGGCGAAAUUGUGAAGUAUCCACAUCAGGGUUUACCGAAUGUCGGCCUUUCUAUGGUCUCCUGGGUUACUCAGGUUCUUUUCAAGCUGUGAGGGCCCUGAUGAUUGUGGGAAUCGUUAUGGGGGUCAUCAGUGGCCUGAUUAGCCUUUUCUCCCUGAAAUGCUUGAGAAUGGGCAACAUGGAAGAUUCUCCCAGAGGAAAAAUGACUCUGACUGCUGGAAUCAUGUUUAUGGUUGCAGGUAUUUGUGGCAUCGCUGGAGCCUCAAUCUAUGCCAAUCAGAUUGUGGCUAAUUUUAUGAGUACCAUGUAUAACUCCAAUAGUGGUGGCAUGAUAGGACAGAUGGGAGGAAUUGGUGGAAUGGGAGGAAACCUUAUUCCAAGGUACACUUUUGGACCUGCACUUUUUGUGGCUUGGAUAGGAGGAGCAUUGGUGCUAUUGGGUGGGAUAUUGGCUUGUGUUGCUUACAAAGGACUUCAGCCUGAGAAGACUAACUAUGGAGCAGUGGCUUACAAAGCUCCUUCCCACCACAAUGCAACUGUACAGCACAUUGCCAAUGAAGAAGGAAGAAGAGACCAAAAAUAUGUCUAA